CAAUUCUGCAUUCGAUGAAAUACACCCAGCUUAAUGCGACAACACAGUUACAAGGAUCUGCUCAUUUGACGAGCAUGACACCCUCUAGGGAAUUUCCGGGCAGGUCUGGAGCACGUCCGUCGUAGCAAGAGGCUUCGUGUGAGACGUGUACACUUGCGUCGUCUUCGCCGAUUGUGACCGUCAGGUAGGAACAAAGACCUACACAAUGGCAUUGCACAUUGUGCCUCACAACGACAAAGGGACGCUGCUGAAACACCAUGGCAAUGAACAAUUACUUUUCAGUCGCUGUAUAUGAUGUCGCGCUUGCACUCAGUCUGCCCGCACCACACCAACCUUUCCCUCCAUCACAGACUUCCGAAUCUUCAUAGCAGACCAAGCGGACGAAUACCACCUCUCCUCGGCAACACAAAUCACGAUUCAAACUCCGUCAACCAUGGUGGCUGUCUUCGUCAACGCAACCACGACCUCCCUAACCCCAUCCACCCUCCUCCACAUCUACACUUCCCCUAACAUGCUCACGAAUCUGGCAGGCCCGAACAACGGUCCCUGCAAGGUCUACAGUGAGACAAUCGCCUUCAGUCACGCUCACCGCCGUUAUAUCAACAUCGAGACCAAUCUCCACGGCGCGGUCAAAGACCUCGAGGCACUGCAAACCCAGUACGCCACAAUCCCGGACGACAUCCGCAGCUUGCUGCAGGAAGAUGCGGACCUCGCCAUCUGCGAUGGUGAGCUCGAAUGUGUCAACGCCUCUGUCAAGUUACCUCUCAUGGUCAUCAUAGAAGAGGUCCUGGUAGUCAAGGACGAAGCGGAGAAGCAUCUCCGCAAGGCGAUGAGCAGGUACCUUCCUCGUGAGCGUGGCGAGAUGCAGGCUGACCUGAACAAGGCAAAAGCUGCGCUAGGCCGUGCGGACCAAGUCGGCUCGUCAAUUAUAGGGAGGUUGCUUGACCUGAAAGAAGCCGUCACGGCGCACGAGGAGGCCGUGAAGUUCUUUGACACGAAGCGGGUGAGUUAUCAGGACUCCUACAGCGGUAGCGGCUUCGAGAGCGAGAGCGAGUAUGAAAGCUCUGAGGGUGAGUCCGAAGACGAGGGCUUCGUAAUUCUCUGAAGGCCUCGGACUAUGCGGCGAAGGACCAGCCAGCGAGGUUCUAUGGAAGACACCGGAUACCGCAAGUUUGUUACGCUACAGGUCGUACUAGGCAUUGCGAAUGCCCUAGGCGGUCGGGUAGUGUUCUGUGUGACUUAGCAUAGGAAGUCCUUACAAUCAACAUCAAUACCAAAUUCAGUCAGCUUGUGCCUAAAACCUCCCCGUUGUG
This is a messenger RNA of Baudoinia panamericana UAMH 10762, 1313 nucleotides long. RefSeq lists its product as uncharacterized. The transcript has a single exon. NCBI's taxonomy places the organism in Eukaryota, Fungi, Ascomycota, Dothideomycetes, Mycosphaerellales, Teratosphaeriaceae. The record is from RefSeq and is a predicted model, not a curated record. Bases 434 to 1105 code for a protein of 223 amino acids.